This is a messenger RNA of Lodderomyces margitis, 1017 nucleotides long. RefSeq lists its product as uncharacterized. Bases 1 to 1017 code for a protein of 338 amino acids. Lineage: Eukaryota; Fungi; Ascomycota; Pichiomycetes; Serinales; Debaryomycetaceae. Gene Ontology annotation, cellular component: cytoplasm; nucleus; nucleotide-activated protein kinase complex. The record is from RefSeq and is a predicted model, not a curated record. Gene Ontology annotation, molecular function: protein kinase binding. Gene Ontology annotation, biological process: signal transduction. The transcript has a single exon.
AUGUAUCAGUAUACAAUAGAAGCACCGACUGAUGCGAACACGGUGCAAAUCACUGGUACUUUUGACAACUGGUCCAAGAGUCUUCCAGAAAUUACUACAGAACCGUUUGAACAAACUAUUGAACUUGCUGAGAAACAAGAUAUUGUAUUCAAGUUUAUCAUAGAUGGCAAUUGGACAACCCUUGAUUCAUACCCUGUUGUUACUGAUGAACAUGGAAAUGCUAACAAUGUUGUGAAUGCUGAGCAUUUAAUCUUGGUUGAAGAGGAAAAGGAAGAAGAUCCUAAAAUUAAGGACAGUUUGAAACUUGAUGAUGAAGGAAGUGAGGUUGUCCAAGUGGAGAAUCCUGUUGUUUUAGCUGUAACUGACGGAGAAGAAGAAUCAAGCAAUGUCAAGGAUAAGGUGAUCGAUGACGGUAAGCGUGGUGGUACAAAGGUUAGCCAAGAUCUGUUUGCACUUCACGAAGAGGAAGAGAAUAUUAAGGAAUAUGAGGCACCUGAAUCAGCUAAAAAUGAAGCUCUGGCUGCUCACACUGGUACUGGAAUUGAUCCUACAUCAUCUUCGUCCUCUUUUGCAGCAGUUUCAAGUCCACCCACCUCUUCCGAUUUUGAGCAUAUUAAUGGGUCACCCAGUGCAGAGGAAACCACUACCCAUGAGAGUAAAACACUUGGCAGUCAAAUUGGCAGUCAAAUUGGCCCUCAAGAAACUAAGUCCACUACAAAGCCGCCAGCUACUGCUAUCUCUUCAACCACAAAUGCAACUGCUGGGAAGAAGCCAGAAAAACCCACUUUGUUGGCGCAUCCUUCAGAAUCUACUCUUAGAGCACCAGCAUCAUCAGGUAACCAUACACCAGUUGGUGAAUCAAGCUCGUCAUCAACCACAUCUAACGCACCAGAGUCGUCUAACUAUCCACCAAGAAUCCCUGGAUCGUUUGAUAGUAGACCACAGCUUGAGAGACAAACUAGUGGUGGUAAGAAACGAGAAAGUCUUAUUUCCAAAUUCAAGAGUUUGUUCAAAUAG